Arxiozyma heterogenica is the source of this 1404-nucleotide messenger RNA. RefSeq names its product Tim22-complex subunit TIM54 (gene TIM54). Gene Ontology annotation, biological process: phosphorylation; sphingosine biosynthetic process. The transcript has a single exon. Gene Ontology annotation, cellular component: cytoplasm; membrane; intracellular membrane-bounded organelle. Lineage: Eukaryota; Fungi; Ascomycota; Saccharomycetes; Saccharomycetales; Saccharomycetaceae. Bases 1 to 1404 code for a protein of 467 amino acids. The record is from RefSeq and is a predicted model, not a curated record.
AUGACAGAGAAACAACCAGUAGCACAAGGAAAAGGAUUUACCAAUCCUGCUUUAAAGGUCAUGGGUAUAUCAAGAAUUAAAUUACCUUCGAGAAAUUGGAUGAUUUUUUGGUCUGUUUUAACAGUUGCUAUUUCUGGAGUUGUAUAUGAUAAAUAUGAACAAAAGCAAAUAGUAAAACGAUACAGUAAAUCAGUAGAAUCCAAGUCCUGUGCGAAAAUGGCGACAAAUAGAGUUCCAAGAAAAAUUACUGUCUUUAUUUCACCCCCACCAAAUGAUUAUUUAGAGACAUCUUUGAAAAUUUGGAGACGUUACAUCAAGCCAGUCUUAUAUUCUGCUGGGCUAGAUUAUGAUAUAGUGGAGGAAGAUAAACAAGGGGUAAUUAGAACAUAUGUAGCUAAUGAGAUUAGAAAGAUUAGAAAAGAAUAUUUAUUGGAACAAUCAGAAAAUAACUUGAGAAAUCAAAAGGAACUUUCAGAUUUUGAAGAUUCUUUAAAUGCUACACAUGGUAAUGAUGAAUUAAAUGGGAGAGAAUAUAAGAGAAAUUUUGAUUAUAGGGAUUUAAUUGGUGUAUUUUAUAAAAGACCUAAAAUAGACAAAAUUAUUCAUACAGAUUCAGAGCCUAUAGAUCCUACCUUAACUGGUGGUGUGAUUUGUUUAGGACGUGGUUCUUAUAAAGAAUAUAUAAAUGGAUUGCAUGAGGGAUUAUUGGGACCUUUAGAACAACCAGAGAUUUCUACACUAAAGGAUACUGCAGAAGAUAUAGAAAGGAAGGAUCCUUCUGCAGAUGAAAUAAGAGAUGCACUUAAUGAACAAACAAACGAUAACAAUAGUGAAUUAUCAAAUGCCAAUAUGAACAAGCAAAAAGAUGAUGAUAAUAAUACACUCGACGAAAAUUCAAAUAAUAAUGACAAAAAGGAAGAUGUAUCCAAUAGUAAGGAUAGUAAAGUGUUGGCACGAUUUAUUUCUCCAGAAAACUAUUCAAAUGUGUCAUUAUCUGAAGAAGUUGUUAUGCAAUUACCAGUUAUCAAAAAUCCAGCCACUGGUGUUCCAAUAUUUUUACAUCAACCUGUAUUAAUGAUACCUGUACCCAGCUUAUCUGGUUUUACUACUAUUCCAACGAGGAUUAUUAGAUUUUAUCAAAGAAGGUUUUACACAGAGCAGGUAUGUUCCCAAGUUGCACAUUUAGUUAAUCAAGAUAAUAUUAGACCUUUCAAAGAUCCAGUUGAUUUACUCAUUGGAGUGGAAGAAGAAGACGAUUGGCCUAGCCAUUGGGUCAAACAAGGUCUAAAAAAGAAUAGUGAGUGGGUUCAACCCUUAAAAUCCGACAAACGUGUAACUGAAUAUAUGUCCGUUUUGAAACAAGAUUAUGACACCAUUAAUAUUGAUAAAAAUAAGGACCGUUAA